AUGGCGCACAGCGGUCGGUGGCGCUUCCCGGCCCGGCCGGGCACUGGCGCCUGGGGCCGCCGCGGGCUCGGGGGCUGCCGCGUGCGGGCGGCUUUCUGGGCCCUGGCCACUGGCGAUCCUGUCCAGAAGAAACCGGAUGAACAGUUCCUAGGUUUUGGCUCAGAUGAUGAGGCCAAAGGACAGAGUCCCACCAAAUCUUCCACAGUCAAGUCUAGUGCACGGAAACCACGUGGGAGACCCAGAAACAUCUUGGACCAAAGUUCACCUGUGCUUUCCAAGUCCUCCUUAACGUAUUCCCCUCCAAGCAAACCAGAACUCACAUCAGCGGAAAAAGUGAAGAAGAAAGAACUGAAAAGUGGAGAAAAGAGACGAGGGAGGCCUCCUGCACUCGCCAGCAUGAAGUUCAAAAUCAGCCACAUGAAGGGCACACCAGAUGCUCAGAAGGGGGGCAAGGAGGAAAAGGAGGCUCUCAAGAAGGUAAAGCGGGCCCCAUCCACAGCUUUUCAGCAUGCCACAAAAAUCAAGAAGCUAAGAGCAGGCAAACUCUCCCCACUGAAGUCCAAAUUCAAAUCCGGCAAACUUCAGAUUGGAACAGAGAGUUCCCAGCUGGAGAAAGCCCAGAGGAUCAGGAAGGAGAAAGAUGGCGUGCCACUGCUCCCCAAAGAAGACAAGCCUGCGGUCAGGCAGAGCCCCCGCAGGAUCAAGCCAGUGCGGAUCAUUCCUUCCUCCAAGAGGACAGACGCCACCAUUGCCAAGCAACUCUUGCAGAAGGCGAAAAAGGGGGCCCAGAAGAAGAUUGAGAAAGAAGCGGCCAAGCUGCAGGGCCGGAAGGCAAGAACUCAGCUGAAGAACAUCCGCCAGUUCAUCAUGCCAGUGGUGAGUGCAAUCUCUUCCCGGAUCAUUAAAACUCCCAAGCGCUUCAUUGAAGAUGAAGACUAUGACCCACCCAUCAAGAUAGCCCGCCUGGAGUCUACACCCAACAGCCGGUUCAGUGCUACCUCCUGUGGGUCCAGUGAGAAGUCCAGUGGUGCCUCUCAUCACUCCUCACAGAUGUCUUCAGAUUCCUCCCGGUCCAGCAGCCCCAGUGUCGAUACAUCCACCGAUUCUCAGGCUUCUGAAGAGAUGCAGGCGCUUUCUGAAGAGUGCAGCAAUACUCCGGAGGUCGUUCCCUCUUCGUUGCCUGUCUCCCAGUCUCCUGAGAAUGAGGGUGGUGAGAGGAGGAGGAGGAGGAGGUUUUCAGUGGCAGAGCGAAGUUUUGGGCCCAAAAUUGCUAAGAAGCUGCCCAGCCUCCAGAGCCUCUCGCAGCAGCAGCCCUCCUCUGCCUCUCCCCCCCCACCGCUCCUCACCCCUCCCCCUCCCCUCCAGCCAGCAGCCAGCGUCUCUGAGCACGCCCCAUGGCUCAUGCCCCCCACCAUUCCUUUGGCAUCACCCUUUCUGCCGUCCUCCGCUGCACCCAUGCAAGAGAAACGGAAGUCCAUCCUUCGUGAGCCGACUUUCCGGUGGACCUCUCUCAAGCAUUCUAGGUCUGAACCUCAGUACUUUUCCUCAGCAAAAUACGCCAAAGAAGGUCUCAUCCGCAAACCCAUAUUUGAUAACUUCCGGCCUCCUCCGCUGACCCCGGAGGAUGUUGGCUUUGCCUCUGGCUUCUCAGCUCCCGGUGCCCCAGCUCCGACGCGCUUAUUUUCUCCUCUGCACUCCGGGACAAGGUUUGAUCUCCACAAGAGGAGCCCUCUGUUGCGAGCCCCAAGAUUCACUCCAAGCGAGGCCCACUCACGCAUCUUUGAGUCCGUAACCUUACCCUCGUCUGUUAGUCGAGCUGCCGGAGGAGCCGCUGCAACGUCCGUCUCUUUGAGGAAGCGGAAGAGGAGGGUGUUCAGCCCAAUUCGACCUGAGCCCAGAUCUCCAUCACACUCCAUGCGGACGAGAAGCGGGCGGCUGAGCGCCUCGGAGCUGCCGGCUCACCCGUCCCCAUCGUCCGUCCCUUCGUCGCUUGCAAGCAUUUCUGUCGGUUCCUUGACCACCAGUGCCUUAAACGCCAGCUUCACUUUCCCUACCCAUUCCCUUUCCCAGCCUGGGGAAUCGGUAGAGAAGAGUCAGCGACCAAGGAAGCAGCCGGGGGUCCCCGCCGAGCCCUUCUCGUCCAGCAGCCCCGCUCCCCUCUUCCCCUGGUUCCCACCCAGCUCCCACACGGAGAGGGGGAGGAACAAAGACAGAGCCUCAGAGGAGCCCUCCAAGGGCAAGGAAAGCGACCGGAGUGUGGAGAAGGAGAAGAGCCGGGAGAGAGACAGAGAGAGGGAGAAAGAAAACAAGCGCGAGUCGCGGAAGGAGAAGAGGAGGAAGGCUCCCGAAAUCCAGAGCAGCUCCGCUCUGUUCCCGGGGGCUCGCGUUUCCAAAGGGAGAGUGGCUGUCAGCGAAGACCCCGCCAUCUCCUCCUCUGCCAAAAAGGCCGUGGGGCGCAAGAAGUCGACAGGCACUGACCUCGUGGCCGAUGGGCCUGCCGUGGUGCUGGUGGACUCGGCAACGGCCAUCAAGACCAAGAUGGCCAAGAGAGGCCGGGGAGGGCUGGAGAAGGCCAGCCUGGACCUCGGCCUUCCAGCCCCCGCAGCGGGGAAGGAAGACGGGCUCAGGCUGCCCGCAGCUUCCUCCAUCAGCUCCGUGCUGGCCCAUGCAGACAAGAUGCCGAUGACGGACAAGAGGGUGGCCAGCCUCCUCAAGAAGGCGAAGGCCCAGCUGUGCAAGAUCGAGAAGAUCAAGUCUCUCAAGCAGGUGGACCAGCCAAAGGGACAGGGUCAAGAGAGUGAUUCAUCAGAGGCCUCGGUGAGAGGGCCGCGCAUCAAGCAUGUCUGCAGGAGAGCAGCCGUCGCACUUGGGCGCAAGCGAGCGGUCUUCCCGGACGACAUGCCCACCCUGAGUGCCUUACCGUGGGAAGAGAGGGAGAAGAUCCUGUCUUCCAUGGGGAACGACGACAAGUCCUCCGUUGCUGGUUCGGAAGAGGCCGAGCCCCAGGUGCCGCCCAUCAAGCCCAUCAAGCCCGUGACCAGGCACAAGCCCCCCCCAGAACCUCCCGUAAAGAAAGGCCGGCGCUCAAGGCGCUGUGGGCAGUGUCCGGGCUGCCAGGUGCCGGAGGACUGCGGUGUCUGUACCAAUUGCCUGGAUAAGCCAAAGUUUGGGGGGCGUAACAUUAAAAAACAGUGCUGCAAGAUGAGGAAGUGUCAGAAUCUGCAGUGGAUGCCCUCGAAAGCCUAUCUGCAGAAGCAAGCCAAAGCUGUGAAGAAGAAAGAGAAGAAGUCCAAGUCCAGCGACAAGAAAGAGAGCCAUGCUGGGAAGAGCCAGUCGGAGUCUGGGCAGAAAGCGGCCCCACAGCCCGUCCUGGCCAGAGAGGAGCACCCCGCAAAGAGAGGCAGCGAGCCUGCCCGGAAGCCCAGUGAGGAGAAGAGCGAGGAGGGGCCCCCACCAGCCCCACCAGACCACAGACAGGCCCCUCCGCCUGCUGCCAGGAAAGCCGGAAAGCAAGUGCCGGCGCCCUCCCCACCACCACCUAGUUCGUGCCCACCAAGGAGGGAAGCCCCUAAAAGCAUCCCUGCGGAGCCCAAGAAGAAGCCCGCUCUGCCACCAGAGGCAGGCAUAGAGCAAAACAAGCAAAAGAAAAUCACUCCUCGUCCGAGCUUACCAGUGAAACAGAAGCCGAAGGAAAAGGAAAAGCCCCCUGCACUCAACAAGCCUGAAAACAGCACACUCAACAUGUUAAACACUCUGUCAAAUGGUAGCUGUUCCAAACAGAAGCCUCUGACGGAUGGAGUCCACAGGAUCCGAGUAGACUUCAAGGAGGACUGUGAAUCCGAGAACGUUUGGGAGAUGGGCGGUCUGGGUAUUCUGACCUCGGUGCCGAUAACUCCCAGAGUGGUCUGCUUUCUCUGUGCCAGCAGCGGGCACAUGGAGUUUGUGUAUUGCCAAGUGUGUUGUGAGCCCUUCCACAAAUUCUGCCUGGAGGAGAGUGAGCGCCCCCUGGAGGAUCAGCUGGAGAACUGGUGCUGCCGCCGGUGCAAAUUCUGCCACGUGUGUGGGAGGCAGCAUCAGGCCACCAAGCAGCUGCUGGAGUGCAACAAGUGCCGAAACAGCUUCCACCCAGAGUGCCUGGGACCAAACUACCCAACCAAGCCUACCAAGAAAAAGAAAGUUUGGAUCUGCACGAAAUGUGUUCGAUGCAAGAGCUGUGGUGCGACGACGCCAGGCAAAGGGUGGGAUGCCCAGUGGUCUCAUGACUUCUCGCUGUGCCAUGAUUGUGCCAAGCUCUUUGCGAAAGGGAACUUCUGCCCCCUCUGUGACAAGUGCUAUGACGACGAUGACUACGAGAGCAAGAUGAUGCAGUGUGGGAAAUGUGACCACUGGGUCCACUCCAAGUGCGAAAACCUUUCAGAUGAGAUGUAUGAGAUCCUCUCCAGCCUGCCGGAGAGCGUGGCUUACACGUGCACUCACUGCACGGAGCAGCAUCCUGCUGAGUGGCGCCUGGCGCUGGAGAAUGAGCUGCAGCAGUCUUUGAAGCAGGUGGUGGCGGCCCUGCUCAGUUCCCGGACAACCAGCCACUUGCUGCGCUGCAGACAGGCAGCCAAGCCGCCUGAUUUAAACCCUGAGACCGAGGAAAGCAUUCCGUCCCGAACCUCUCCGGAAGGCCCGGACCCUCCUGUGCUAACGGAAGUCAGCAAGCAGGAGGAGCAGCAGCCUCUGGACCUGGAGGGAGUGAAGAGAAGGCUGGACCAAGGAGGCUACUCCUCUGUGCUGGAACUGAGUGAUGACAUUGUGAAGAUCAUCCAAGCAGCCAUGAAUGCCGACGGAGGGCAGCCAGAACUCAAGAAGGCCAACGGCAUGGUGAAGUCUUUCUUUAUUCGGCAAAUGGAACGAGUUUUUCCAUGGUUCAAUGUAAAGAAAUCAAGAUUUUGGGAACCCAAUAAAGUCACAACCAAUAGUGGAAUGCUGCCAAACGCGGUCUUGCCCCCAUCCCUCGACCAUAAUUAUGCUCAGUGGCAGGAACGUGAAGAAAACAGUUGUGCUCAGCAGCCCCCUCUGAUGAAGAAAAUAAUCCCCGCUCCCAAACCCAAAGGGCCAGGAGAACCAGACUUCCCAACGCCACCGCCUCCCCCCGCGGCACCCGUGUCCAGCUCUGACAGAGGCAGAGAGGACAGCCCAGACCUCGCCCCCCCUCCGGAUGUGGAAGACAACCGGCAGUGUGCCCUUUGCUUGAAAUAUGGAGACGAUGGGACAAAUGACGCUGGCCGUCUCCUCUACAUUGGCCAGAAUGAGUGGACGCACGUGAACUGUGCCCUGUGGUCUGCGGAGGUGUUUGAGGAUGAUGACGGCUCCUUGAAGAAUGUGCACAUGGCGGUGAUCCGAGGGAAACAGCUGAGGUGUGAGCUGUGCCUGAAGUCGGGGGCCACGGUGGGCUGCUGCUUGGCCUCCUGCACCAGCAACUAUCACUUCAUGUGCUCCCGGGCCAAAAACUGCGUCUUCCUGGAGGACAAGAAAGUGUACUGCCAGCGCCAUCGAGACCUGAUCCAGGGAGAGCUACAGGUGGUGCCUGAGAAGGGGUUUGAGGUCCUGCGAAGAGUCUUCGUGGAUUUUGAAGGGAUUAGCUUGAGGCGGAAGUUUCUCAAUGGUUUGGAACCAGAGAACAUCCAUAUGAUGAUUGGGUCCAUGACUAUUGACUGCCUUGGAAUUCUGAAUGAUCUUUCUGAUUGUGAAGACAAACUUUUCCCCAUUGGCUACCAGUGUUCUCGGGUGUAUUGGAGCACAACAGAUGCUAGGAAGCGCUGUGUAUACACGUGCAAGAUUGUGGAAUGCCGCCCUCCCACCUCAGAGCCAGAUAUCAAUAGCACUGUGGACCACGAUGACAACAGGACAAUCGCACACAGCCCAGUGCCGCCUCCCGAAAUCCUCGCUAAUGAAGUCCAUGGCGUCUCUGCAGCUGUGAGUCCUCUGUCUUCAGACCUUCCUGCGCAUUUGCAGAACUGCAAGGCUCUGCGGAUCAGAAGGCCAAGUUUCGCCCCAGUCCAGCGAUCCCCCGGUUCGAGGCCAUUGCCCUCUGCAGGGAGCCCCGCCCCCGUGACUCACGAGAUCGUGACCGUGGGAGACCCGCUGCUGUCGUCGGGACUCCUUCUCCGGAGCAUUGGCCCCAGGAGGCACAGUGCGUCUCCUCUCUCCCCUCCGCAGCCCCGGUCCUGGGUGCUGUCUGCCAGCAAGGCCAGGGCCCCUCUCUCCAGGCCCAGCGUGGGCCCCGCCCCCCACGAGCAGGACUGGAGCCUCCCGCUGCCGGCAGAACAGUCGCUGGGCCCGGCAGCCUCCCGCGUGGCUCUCCAGAGCAGCUCUGCCCCUCCCAGUGCCCAGAGAGCGGCGGUGAGAAGUGGGAGCAAAGGCCCUCCCCCUCUGGAGGGAUCUGUGUCCUUGGAAGUGCCGCCUCCUGGGGGGUCCAUCCCCACGAGUGCUGAGAAAGCCAAGGUUCUGAGUCCCAGAGACGCCAGCGCUUCCCCCAGGAGCUCCAAGGCCAGCCCUCUGGUGGCGGCAGGCACAGCUGGCACGGAGCCGAGCACCAGCCAAGGGGGGGGGAUGCUCCUGGAAACCCCCCCGCCUGGAUUGCUUUCCUCCAAAGACACGGCGGCUUCCCUGCCUUUACAUCAGAGAGCCCCAAAGAAGGAACAGGACCAGCCGAUGGACCUCCCACAGCCAGAGCUGACCUGUGCUUCCGAGGAGGCGGAAGGGAAGGGCUCCAAGACCCCCGGCGGGAGUACCAAGCCUCCCCCGGCCAGUGAGCCCGUUCCCUCUGUGAGCAGAGAGAGGCGACAGAAAGGGAAGAAAGGGACGGCGGAGAGGCGUUCCAGUAAGCUCCCGACAGGUUCGGGUCUCCUCCCGGGUGGCGGUGAGCAAAGGGCAGGGCCGGAACGGGUCACUCCGGCCCCUGAGCCCUGCAGGGCUGUUGCUGCUGAGAAGGCCACGGAGAGGAUCUCCAGGGCAGCCCUUUGCCAUGGUGAAGGAGGAGGAGGGACGCCCUCAAAGGACCUGCCAGCCUCCCAGAAGCGCACGGUGAAGGUCACCCUGACUCCCCUCAGGAUGGAGGGGGAGAGCCAGCCCAGGAGCGCCCCGAGGGAGAGCGACGCAGGGGGGGCCUCCCAGGACAGCCAGCCGGCUUCUGUGGCACCGCCCCUGCCCCCCGGGGCUGGCCCUGUGGCCCAGGAGGGACCACGUGACCCUCCCGCCCCGGGGCCCCACCAGAGCCUUCCUGGCCGAGACUGCCCCUUGAUACUCCAGGAGGGGGCGGCGGCUAAAGCAACGGAAGAGGGCGCCUACAAGCGGCGGUACCCCAGGCGCAGCGCCCGGGCCAGGUCCAACAUGUUCUUUGGGCUGACUCCCUUGUACGGCGUGAGGUCCUAUGGCGAGGAAGACAUCCCCUUCUUCAGCACCUCCACCGGGAAGAAGCGGGGCAAGAGGUCUGCCGAGGGGCAGGUGGACGGUGCGGACGACGUCAGCACGUCAGACGAGGAAGAUCUCUACUACUACAAUUUUGCCAGGACCGUGGUGUCCGGCACGGAAGAGCACCUGGUGUCCCACAACCUGUUCCGAGAGGAGGAGCAGUGUAGCCUUCCCAAAAUCUCCCAGCUCGAUGGGGUGGACGAUGGGUCAGAAAGUGACACGAGCAUCACCGUGGCCGCGAGGAAAGUGAAUCCAGGGACCAAAAGGGGGGGCGGGGGCGGCAAAGAGAAUGGGACAGAGAGCUUGAAACUUGAUAGGAGUGAAGAAAGCGGAGAGAAAGCUCACGCGACGAAGAUCUCAGCCGGCCACAAAAGUGCUGACCCAAAGACAGAGAACUGCCGGGCCAAGGCUCAGAGCCAGGAUUCCCUGGAAGCUCAGCUGAGCUCCUUGGACGCCGGACGCCGGCCUCGCGCCAGCACGCCUUCGGACAAGAAUCUGCUGGACACCUUCAGCACCGAGCUCCUGAAGUCCGACUCCGACAACAACAACAGUGACGACUGUGGGAACAUUCUCCCUUCCGACAUCAUGGACUUUGUCCUGAAAAACACCCCCUCGAUGCAGGCCCUGGGAGAAAGUCCCGAGUCCUCGUCCUCCGAACUCCUGACGCUGGGAGAAGGGCUCGGCCUGGACAGCAACCGGGGCAAGGACAUCGGCCUCUUCGAGGUGUUUUCCCAGCAGCUGCCAACGGCGGAACCGGUGGACAGCAGCGUCUCCUCAUCCAUCUCUGCAGAGGAGCAGUUUGAGCUGCCUCUGGAGCUUCCUUCCGAUCUCUCUGUCCUGACGACUCGAAGCCCCGCGGUGCCCAGCCAGAGCCACAGCAGGCUCGCUGUGAUUUCAGAAUCGUCACUCUCCUCGUCUGGGGAGAGAUCUAUGCUAGCUUUGUCUGCUGCAGAAUCUGCGGAGAAGAGAGUGGCCGUCACCGAGAAACCUGCCUCCAGUGAAGGAGAGCCGGCUCUCUUAAGCCCGCGAGUGGAUCCCAGCCCGGAAGGACACAUGACCCCUGACCCCUUCAUUCAAGGCCACAUGGAAGCGGAUCAUAUUGCGAGUCCCCCAUGUGGACAAGUGGAGCAGAACCACGGAGCCGGCCAAGACUUGACAAGGAACACCGGGACCCCUGCUCUCCAAGUACCGGCAUCUCCUACCCUCCCUCUCCAGAAUCCCAAAUAUGGCCCAAACUCGACAGAGAGCCCAGGUCCGUCUCAGAUCUCUAACGCUGCUGUGCAGACGGCCCCCCACCAUCUAAAGGCAGCGGCUGAAAAGCUCCUAGUGGUUAACCAGAACAUGCAGCCGCUCUACGUCCUGCAGACUCUUCCCAAUGGCGUCACCCAAAAGAUCCAGCUGACCUCCUCGGUCAGCUCGGCGCAGGGCGUGAUGGAGGCGAGCCCUUCCGUGCUGGGGCCCCUGGGCACGGGGCUCGCGUUGGCGGCAGGCCUGAGUCCCGGCUUGCCCUCCUCCCAGCCUCUCUUCCCGCCGGCCGGCAAAGGGCUGCUGCCCUUGCCGCAUCACCAACACUUGCAUUCCUUUUCUGCAGCACCCCAGAGUGGCUUCCCUCCUGCUCUCGGCAGCCCUGCCCCCCCGGGCCUCCUGAUUGGUGUCCAGCAGCCACCGGAGCCGGAAACCCCUCCGAGAGCGGAUGCUGGGCCCGCAGCUACCACGCCUGCUUCCGGCCUUGUCAAGAAGAGGCCGAUCGCUCGCCUGCAGUCGCGGAAGAAUAAGAAGCUAGCCCCUUCCACCGCGGCCUCUUCCGACAUGGUCUCAAACAUGACUUUAAUUAACUUCACCCCCUCCCAGCUCCCCAGCCCUUCGGGCCUACUAGAUCUGGGAACCGUUGGCCACGCAGCCUCUCACAGAACCCUCCCCAAUAUAAUCAAGCGUUCAAAGUCAGGGGUGAUGUACUUUGAGCAGGCGUCCCUGUUGCCCCAGUCCGUAGGGACCGCUGCAGCUGCUGGGGUCGGAACGUCCCCUCCUGUCGUGGGGCCCUCGGAGGCAGGCCCCCUUGCCACCGGGCCUGUGCCGGGCCUCAGCUCCACUCCCCCCGUGCUGAACGUGGUGCCGAUGCAGACAUCGGCGGUGCCUUCUGCCGGCACACCGGUCCCUGGGCACGCGGCAGGACGAGGAUCCGUGGCGCUGAGUAGCCCCGGGCCGCAGGGAGUCUCUGAGCUCGGCCCUCUCAGCAGCCUUUUGGUCAAGGCCUCUCAGCAGGGCCUGGGCCUCCCGGAGCAGCACACAGGGGUGCCCCCCCCUGGCUCGAGCGUGUUUCCACAGCUGGGCACCUCGGGUGUCUGUGUCUUGCCCCCGGCCCACCCUCUGGGCGCGCCCAUUGACCCCGAAGGCUCCUACCAGCCCCCGGCGACAUCAGGACUGGGCGGCAGAGGGGACCUCGCCCCUCCACUCUCCAGCUUCCCCCCGCUGGUGGGUGUCUCGGACACGGCAGCAGCCCCGGAGCAGAGCAAGCCUCCCCCCCCUCUGGCCGCCCACUCCCACUCCGCUUCUCCCGGGGGCUCCCUGCCUGCUGACCAGCCGGCCCCCCUGAAGGCCAAGCUCAAAGCAAAGCGGCUCCAGCCCUCGGCGGACAGCAGAGCGUCGGGGAAGAAGCACAAAACGUCUCACCCGUGGACCACCGCGCCGGAGAAGCACACGCCCCACCACGGAGCCACCGCGGCUGCCCAGGACUCCUCCUCGGGUGUCGGGAUUCCUGCCCCGAAGGCCCACGCAGAAGAGGAAGCCAGCAGAGAGCGGCCCUCGCCCAGGGCGCCAGGGCAGACGGCAUCGUCUCUCCCAGAGCCACAGCCAGCACAGAACGCCGCCAGUGAGCUGGACAAUGCAGAUGCCAAAGCAGCUGAGGAGGAGGAGGAGGAAGAAGAGGAGGAGGAGGGCACCUUCAGCUCUCCUCUCAUCUUCUGGCUGCAGCAGGAGCGGAGGAGGAAGGAGAGCCUUGCUGAGAGGAAGCCAAAGAAAGGGCUGGUUUUUGAGAUCUCGAGUGACGAUGGCUUUCAGAUCAGCUCCGAAAGUAUUGAAGAUGCCUGGAAGUCUUUGACUGACAAGGUCCAGGAGGCCCGCUCCAACGCCCGCCUGAAGCAGCUCUCUUUCACAGGUGUGAGCGGACUGCGGAUGCUGGGCCUCCUCCACGAUGCCGUCGUCUUCCUGGUCGAGCAGCUCUCUGGGGCGAAGCACUGCCACAACUACAAGUUCCGGUUCCACAAGCCAGAGGAGGCGAAGGAGCCCCCCGUCAACCCCCACGGCUGCGCCAGGGCAGAGGUGCACCGAAGGCAAUCUGCCUUUGACAUGUUCAAUUUCCUGGCUUCCAAGCACCGCCAGCCGCCAGACUACAACCCCAAUGAGGAGGAGGAGGAGGAGGUGCAGCUGAAGUCUGCCCGGAGGGCCACCAGCAUGGACCUGCCGAUGCCCAUGCGGUUCCGGCACCUGAAGAAGACCUCCAAGGAAGCCGUUGGUGUCUACAGGUCCCCCAUCCACGGCCGGGGCUUGUUCUGCAAAAGGAACAUCGAUGCAGGAGAGAUGGUCAUCGAAUACGCUGGCAACGUGAUCCGCUCCAUCCUGACGGACAAGCGCGAGAAGUACUACGACGGCAAGGGCAUCGGCUGCUACAUGUUCCGCAUUGACGACUCAGAGGUGGUGGACGCCACCAUGCACGGAAAUGCCGCCCGCUUCAUCAACCACUCGUGCGAGCCCAACUGCUAUUCCCGGGUCAUCAACAUCGAUGGGCAGAAGCACAUUGUCAUCUUUGCCGUGCGCAAGAUCUACCGUGGCGAGGAGCUCACCUACGACUACAAGUUCCCCAUCGAGGAUGCCAGCAACAAGCUGCCCUGCAACUGUGGCGCCAAGAAAUGCCGCCGGUUCCUCAACUGAGCCGGCCCGGCUGCUGCGGCGGUUGCUCUGGGGUCUCUCUCGGCCCAAUACACACCUGGCAGGUGGGGCCGGGGCACCCCCUCCGAGGCACUCCCUUCCCCUCCCGA
Gekko japonicus is the source of this 11492-nucleotide messenger RNA. RefSeq names its product lysine (K)-specific methyltransferase 2A (gene KMT2A). Gene Ontology annotation, biological process: positive regulation of DNA-templated transcription. Gene Ontology annotation, molecular function: zinc ion binding; histone H3K4 methyltransferase activity; protein binding. The coding region runs from base 1 to 11385 and encodes 3794 amino acids. Gene Ontology annotation, cellular component: nucleus; histone methyltransferase complex. The transcript is spliced from 38 exons. The record is from RefSeq and is a predicted model, not a curated record. NCBI's taxonomy places the organism in Eukaryota, Metazoa, Chordata, Lepidosauria, Squamata, Gekkonidae.